AUACAAGUGAUAGUGGGUGGACCAGCCGGCUUGGUAGCUAGCAAGUAGUUGAGUUCUCUAUCAGUCUCUCUCUCUCUUUAAGACCCUAAUCCCGUUGUCCUCUUCUUCUCCAUCUUAGCAUAGUUUUUAACGAAACAGAAAAAGAAACCAACCCAGCAACAUUCUGCAAGAAACUGUACUACAAUUGCAAUGUUUUCUGUUAGAUCAAUCUUUAGACCGCAACAACUCAGACCCUCUUUUGUUUUCUCAUAUUCAUCUUCAGCUGCAGCAAUUCAGGCUGAAAGGACUAUCAAAGAAGGCCCAAGAAAUGAUUGGACUCGUCAAGAAAUCAAGAAUGUUUACGACUCUCCUCUUCUUGAUCUCCUUUUCCAUGGAGCUCAAGUUCAUAGACAUUUUCAAAAUUUUAGAGAAGUGCAGCAAUGUACUCUCCUUUCUAUUAAGACUGGUGGCUGUAGUGAGGAUUGUUCAUAUUGUCCUCAAUCUUCAAGAUAUAAUACUGGGCUUAAAGCUCAAAAGCUUAUGACCAAGGAUGAUGUUUUGCAGGCUGCCAAAAGGGCAAAAGAGGCUGGUAGCACACGUUUUUGUAUGGGUGCAGCAUGGAGGGAUACUAUUGGAAGGAAGACCAACUUUAAUCAGAUCCUAGAUUAUGUAAAAGAAAUAAGGGAUAUGGGCAUGGAGGUUUGCUGCACUUUGGGCAUGCUAGAAAAGCAGCAGGCUGCAGAACUAAAGAAAGCUGGCCUCACUGCAUAUAAUCAUAAUCUUGAUACCUCAAGAGAAUAUUACCCAAACAUUAUCUCUACAAGAAGUUAUGAUGAACGCCUGAAAACCCUGGAACAUGUCCGAGAAGUAGGAAUUAAUGUCUGCUCAGGAGGUAUAAUAGGGCUUGGAGAAGCAGAGGAAGACCGUGUUGGUUUAUUGCAUACAUUGUCAACACUCCCUAUGCACCCAGAGAGUGUUCCGAUUAAUGCACUAAUUGCAGUUAAAGGCACACCUCUGGAAGAUCAGAAGCCAGUGGAGAUAUGGGAGAUGAUUCGAAUGAUAGCUACUGCUCGGAUAAUCAUGCCAAAAGCAAUGGUGCGGCUGUCAGCUGGUCGAGUUCGUUUCUCAAUUGCUGAGCAGGCUCUCUGCUUUCUUUCUGGAGCAAAUUCUAUAUUUACAGGCGAGAAGCUGUUGACAACUCCUAAUAAUGAUUUUGAUGCUGACCAACUCAUGUUCAAGUUGCUUGGUUUGAUUCCAAAAGCUCCUAGUUUUCCUGAAGAUGAAGAGAGAGCUUUGGAAUCAGAAAAUUGUCAGGAAGCUGUUUCUAGCUCAGGUUGAUAUUUACUAGUUAAGAGGAAGUGUGUAAUGUAGCUCCAUUGCCCUUUUAGUUAUAAUUACUAAAGUCUUUCUCCUUCAUUGUUAAAUUAAUUUAUGAUAGUUUUUCUUUUUCAAAA
Messenger RNA from Ricinus communis (castor bean), 1433 nucleotides. Its product is annotated as biotin synthase, mitochondrial. Gene Ontology annotation, biological process: biotin biosynthetic process. Gene Ontology annotation, molecular function: 2 iron, 2 sulfur cluster binding; biotin synthase activity. Gene Ontology annotation, cellular component: mitochondrion. The transcript has 6 exons. Bases 190 to 1317 code for a protein of 375 amino acids. The record is from RefSeq and is a predicted model, not a curated record. Lineage: Eukaryota; Viridiplantae; Streptophyta; Magnoliopsida; Malpighiales; Euphorbiaceae.